Didymodactylos carnosus is the source of this 1716-nucleotide messenger RNA. The record is from the annotation of a GenBank genome assembly. NCBI's taxonomy places the organism in Eukaryota, Metazoa, Rotifera, Eurotatoria, Philodinida, Philodinidae.
AUGGAUCAAUCAUUACAAGUAUCACGUUCUUAUAGUAUGGCAACAGGUCUAACUAAUGAACAGUCAUACAAUAGUAUUAAUUUAUCGGGCGCUAUUCAGAAUGAUCCUGGUUUAUUAGCCGAAUAUAUCAAACAACAAAAUGCUUCGAAAUUAAAUACAAUAAUACCACCACCAACAACGACAAGUAAAAACCAGAUGUAUACAAUAAGUGAAAAUAUUAUCGAUGAACAAGUUACAUUAUCAUCAUGGGCAGAUUAUCAACGAAAUUAUUAUGAUAUGAAUUUAAGUCAGACAUCGUCUGAACAACAAGCACCGUUUAGAUCAUCACAAAGUUCUUAUGCUAAUUUACUGUCUCGUUUGGCUGCUUCCAUAUCUAAUGUUCAAUAUUUACAUUUACUUUCAACAAUGGUUUAUAAUAUGACAAAUAAUACUCAUGAUGAUAUUUCACAUUAUGAUGAAACAUACAGUUCUCUAAUAUUUUUCACUAUUGUAUACGUAUUAGUAUUAAUAAGUGGUCUGGUUGGAAAUUUAAUUGUUCUAUAUGUUAUUUUGAAAAACAAAGAUUUAAAACAUUUUACAAAUUAUUUUUUUGCCAAUUUGAGUAUUGCUGAUGUAUUUGUUCUUGUAUUUUGUAUACCAACAGCUCUCCAUGAUAUUUGGGCCGAAGAUCAAUGGUAUUUAGGAAAAUUUUUUUGUUUAACAAAUCAAUAUAUUGAAUCAUGUGCCACCAGUAUUUCAUCAUUGACAAUCACAGCUAUUAGUUUUGAACGCUUUAUUGCUAUAUGUCAACCAUUCAAAGUUCAUGAUAUAUUUAAUGAAACCUUAACACUUGUAACAAUUUUCCUCAUUUGGGCUAUUGCCAUUAUAUUUUCAUUGCCAUUUUUAAUAUUUUCUGUUUAUGAUCCAAAUUUUGAUAAAUCUGAUCAUGUUAACAUCACAGAUAAAAUUGUCUUGUGUCAUUUGGAUGCAAAUUCGACAACAGCACGUACCUGUAUUACAUGGUUUAUUAUUGUUUUGAUAUUUAUACCAUUUUUCAUAUUAACAUUUAUUUAUGCUCGUAUUGUACUGGAAUUAGCACGACAUCAUCGAACAUCAUUGAAUAAUAUUGAUGAUGAUACAAAUGGUGAUACACGUUCACAUUCAUUUCUUGCUUAUAAACGAUUUGAACAAAAACGUUUAAAUACUGUUAUUAUUUGUGUUGUAACAGUGGCAUUUUUUGCUUGUCAAUUUCCUGUACGCAUUAUUCAAUUGAUUGAUAUGUAUGCACGUAUUCGAAAUGAAACCUAUCUACCACAUUUAGCUUGGAUUUGGAUGUGGAAAUUAUCAAAACUUUUAUUUUUUGCCAAUUUUACAGCAAAUCCAAUUAUUUAUAAUAUUUUAUCAACAAAAUUUCGUCGAUCAUGUAGACGUUUAUUUCAAAUGAAUCGUUCAAUGAGUUUAUCAAAUUCAUCACGAAAAGCAAGUAUUACAUCGUAUCUUUAUUCCAGUAUUUAUAAUAGAAAGAAACAAUCAAAAUACAAUGCCGGUAACAACAAAGACAUGAACAAUAUCAAUUUUAAUAAUAAUAACAACAACAAUAAUCAAAAUUUAAUCAAUGAUUACGAUAUGUGUAGUAGAGACCUUGUUACACUAGGAUUAAAUGAGGAUGGAAAUUGUACAAUACGAAAACAACAACAAAUACCAUUAAGAGCGUUUGUUGAGGAAGAAGACAAAUAA